AAUCAGACAUAGUCCAUAAUUCCGACAGAAUUUCACUAAAAUGACAAAAAUAAGAAAUUCUCUAAUUUAAGGUGAACUAUUUUUACGUUAGCCUAAGUAGAAACCUAUUUUUGACCAAUUUUGAUAUAGUUUGCUUUUUUAUCGGCCAUAAUGACCAUUUAACAUAACCUAAAAUUGAGUCGUUCACGUGUUUGUCUAGCAACGUGAAAGUGAAGCCAGUUUUGUUAUAAGGUAAGCGAGUUUUUAUGAACUUUUUAACAUCAUUUAUAUUGUACUAUUAAAAAGUAUGACCUCAAAUUUGUUAUUAUAGAUUUAAUAUAGGUUAAAUAUGCAAGUUAUAAUGAAAAUUAGUGGAUAUUUGCAAAUUGUUUAAUAGUUUUUGCGGUGUCUGAUUUAAGUACAUCUAAAAACUAGAGGGAUCUAAAUCAGACACCAGUGUCGAAAUUAUGUACUUAUAGCAUAUGAAAAAAAAAUGGUGUUCUCUCUUUCUUUCCUCAUAAAUUUACGUUUUAUAUCCUUUUCUGAAUUAGAAAACUCAUUUUCAGGUUCUGGUCAUAAAUCCGACAAGAGUGUCGAAUCAAUGUUCAGUUGAUGUCUGAAUCAGGUUCAUGGUCUCUCAUUUAAAUUACUAGUCUUUUCCAGCAUGUCAACCAACAAGAAAAAAUAUACCACAUAUUCAAAGGAGAAUUUACAGCGGGCUUUAGACGCCAUUAAACAAGGAGUACCAUGUGCUACUGCCUCCAAGGAGUUCAAUGUACCACGAACCACCUUAAUUGGAAAAAUAAAAGGAAUUUAUCCAGAGGAAUGUAAGAGUGGGGCUGCAACUGUUUUGACUUCAGAUGAAGAAAACCUUUUGGAAAAAUGGAUGAUUAACAUGGGUGCAAUGGGAUUUCCAAUAACAAAAGACCAGUUAUUAGAUAGUGUAGCCUUAUUAGUAAAUAAAUUAAAACGACCUAAUAAAUUUUCUGAUGGUCGGCCUGGACGUCAUUGGCUUGAAGGAUUUCUAAAACGACAUCCGGUGAUUAGUGAACGAAUGACCCAAAAUAUUUCUUCAUCUCGAGCAUCGAUCACGAAAGAAAAAAUCAAGAACUGGUUUCAUGAAAUAGACGAAUAUUUUUCUUCGGUAGGGCUAAACAUUCAGGAUCCAAAAAGAAUAUUCAACACUGACGAGUCCGCAUUUUUUUUGUCUCCCAAGGGUUCUUCCGUAUUGGUUAAAAAAGGUAGUAAAUUUGUUCACGAUAGAUCCGGCGAUGAUAAGGACUGCUUAACUGUACUGAUUACUGGAAAUGCUGCUGGUACAUUAGCACCACCAAUGGUAAUGUAUCCCUAUGAAAGGAUACCAAAACAUAUCGUGCUGAAGGUUCCAAAGACAUGGGCAAUAGGAAAGCCACCUAGUGGUUGGAUGACUUCGGAAUCUUUUUACGAGUAUGUAACGAACCUUUUCUACCCUUUCCUUAUCGCAGAAAAAAUCGAAUUUCCGGUGAUCUUGUAUCUUGACGGGCACAAAUCCCAUGUAACGUUACCUUUAACUGAGUUCUGUCGAGAAAAGCAAAUAGUACUAAUAAGUUUGCUUCCUAAUUCAACGCAUAUUUUACAACCUUUAGAUGUCGGAUUAUUCAGACCUUUAAAGCUCAGUUGGAAAAAGGAAGUUCAGAAAUUUAAGAUGAAAAACGGGUCUUAUAAGGCGUUGAACAGAGAAAAUUUCGCGUCAGUUUUGAAUGAAGCUAUAAAUUCCAUGACGAACUUGGAAGUCAUAUUGAAAAAUGCAUUCAAAAGUUGUGGCUUAUUCCCCUUUGAUUCUUCUAAUAUCAAUUACAGUAAAUUAUUAUUAAAAGGGAAGAAACCCGAAACUGUGGCACAGAAUGUUAUUUCAGAAGCUUCUGAAAAUCAUGAAAUUAUAGGUCAUCUUCAAUUUCUAGAAUCCUAUAUUAAUCCUGGAACCCUGAACAAAUUUAAGGAUCAUAUGGGAUCUGAAAAUUGGACAGGAGAAAGUGAUGAUAAAAAUUUGUAUCUGAUUUGGCACAAAAUAUGUAAAGACACACGCAAACAACAAACAUUACCACAACUUACUGCAAAUAAUGUGAUAAUUGAGUUCGAAGACGGAUUUGUUAUGGAAAGCCAAUGGGAGGAAGAAAUAAUUCAAGAGAUGGCGAGUGAAUGCGAAGUAGUUGUAGAAAAGGAUAACGUAGCUUUAGAAACAGAAUUCCUGAAUGAUGGUAUUACAAUAACCAACGAAACAAUGCCAAAGAGAAAUGGGGAAUAUUUAUCCGAAAACCAGCAAGUUCAAAUUAGUGAGGAAAAUGUAACAGAAAAUCAACAGGCAAAUAAAACAACGCCAUAUAUAAAUGGAGAUCGUUUAUUAGAGAAUCAGUAUGAUGUUCAAUUGAAGGAACUAAGCUCGGAAAUAAGUAAGAAAAAAAUACCAGAUGAAGAUGAAGUAACUCCGGAGAAAAAUAGAGGUAGUUUGUCAGAACAGAACGAUUCUUUUUCAAAUAUUCUCCCAGAUGUAUCAAUUCCCACUCCCUUUAAAACAUCACUUUUUUGGCCGGAACCUUCCAGUACCAAAAAAACUAACAUUAAGAGGAAAGUGAAAAUUCCGUCUGUAGGAACCUCAGAUGCCUGGAGAGAAUAUUAUAUUAAGAAAGAAAAUCUUCAGAAAAAAGCUAUUGAGGAAAAAGAGGACCGUAAAAGAAAGCGUCAAGAAAAUAAGAUUUUGCGUGAAGAAGAAAGGAAGACAAAUACCACAAUUAGGAAAAAAAGGACCAAGAAAAAUACAAAAGCUAACAUUGAAAAUAAUGGAUCUGAAAGAGAACAAAGAAACAACUUAAACUCGGUUAAAGAGAAAUGUAGGAAUUGUAGUGAAGAAUUGAAUAGUGAUUUAGAUGAAGAGGAGGAAGUAAGACAUAUAGGAUGUGACAACUGCCCUAAUUGGUUUCACUUUAAGUGUAUUAAUGCUGAAAAUAAGAACUAUACUGAAGUUGCUACUGCAUAUUUUAAAUGCGAUCUCUGUUAAGGUUUUCUGUUUUGAGAAAUGAUUUUGUUUGAAUUGUCAUGCAUUCCUUUUCUAAUAGGUUUUGAUUUUAAAUAUUUCAAUGAUAUACUUAAGUACCUAUUUUAAAUUAUCAUGAAGUACUUUUUUGUUUAAUAAAAGUUUGUUUUUGAAACUGUUGGUUUAAUGUUCUUAAACUGUCGAAUUUGGGAACGCUGUCGAAAUAAUGGCCAUAGGCAUGUCAAAUUUAGGUACAAACUCCUGUUUGCUAUGUCGGAUUUAGGUGUGCUGACAUAGAUUACCAAAUAAACAAAAUAAUCUUUUUGUAGUUAUAUUUUGAGCAUGUUGUAUUUAAUACCAAGAUUAAAAAGCUUCAAAAUAUAUAGAAAUCCAUAAAGCUUUCAUUUGAAACAAUAUAUAAUGUCUAGGGCCAUGUUACAAUACGCCGGCUAUUCUUAAAGUGUCUGAAUU
This is a messenger RNA of Sitophilus oryzae (rice weevil), 3460 nucleotides long. RefSeq lists its product as uncharacterized. Gene Ontology annotation, molecular function: DNA binding. The transcript has 2 exons. Gene Ontology annotation, cellular component: nucleus. Lineage: Eukaryota; Metazoa; Arthropoda; Insecta; Coleoptera; Curculionidae. The record is from RefSeq and is a predicted model, not a curated record. Bases 644 to 3013 code for a protein of 789 amino acids.